AUGAGUUCGGAUCCUUUCAAUGAAGUGGAGGAAGAUGCAUGGCAACAGUUGAAGAAACUAGAGGGAUUAGGUGCCAGUGAGUUUGUUAAUGAGAACUUAAAGCUUGAUUUCAACAACGUUUAUCAGGAGUUGGAAGAAAUCAUGAAUGACUUGAAUGAAGCAUUAAACAUUUCUAAAGAAUCCCCAGCACAAUUCAAUUUAACCAAUGAAGACAUCAGUAAGAGAUAUGAUAUAUUGAAUAAGCUAGAAGACAAGAAACAAUCAAUAAUGAAAUCAUGGAAUAGUAAAAUUAAUGAUCCUAGAAGAAUCAGAGAAGUUACAUCUAUGUCAAAUCGAAUCAGUCAGGAUGGUGAGAAUCCUUUCAAUGAUAAACAUCGAAUUGAUAAUGAAUUCAAUCAAUAUCAACAACAAGAAUUGAUUAAAGAUCAAGAUCUUCAGUUAGAUUCUAUUCAUGAAACUAUGAGAAAUUUAAAUCAACAAGCAAUGAUAAUGGGUAAUGAACUAGAAGAUCAAGGUAUGAUGUUAGAUGACCUUGACCAUAACUUAGAUAGAGUGGACAAUAGAUUACAACAAGGGUUGAAAAGAAUAAAUUGGGUUAUUGAAAAAAAUCGUGAAAGAGGUAGUGAUUGGUGUAUAGGGAUUUUGGUAGUAGCUUUAAUAGUUCUUUUGAUUUUAAUCAUUAUAGCAUAG
This is a messenger RNA of Yamadazyma jaroonii, 690 nucleotides long. Lineage: Eukaryota; Fungi; Ascomycota; Pichiomycetes; Serinales; Debaryomycetaceae. The record is from the annotation of a GenBank genome assembly.